CAGCGUUUCAAUUAUUGGUAAUUUCAAUUUUACCCCCGAAAAAGGAGUGGUCAUCGAACAAAACGAGCACAGCGAAGCCUCCAACGCUUUGGUUUCUUCACCACCACUACCCUUCGCCUCUCUCUUUCUAAAAACCAGAAACAACAAACGCAAACCGAAAAGGCAAAAGGGUUUUCCAAGUGAGAUCUAGGGUUUCCUUCGAUUCGGAAACAGGAAAUUGAUCCAACGACCUCAACGAGGAGGUGGAGUAGUGGAGCAUGGAUUCGGUGCCUUCGAAUUCCCAUGGAAACCUCGAUGAGCAGAUUUCUCAGCUCAUGCAGUGCAAACCCUUGUCUGAGCAAGAGGUAAGGGUCUUGUGUGACAAGGCAAAGGAGAUUUUGAUGGAAGAGAGCAAUGUCCAGCCUGUGAAAAGUCCUGUUACAAUUUGUGGUGAUAUUCAUGGGCAAUUCCAUGAUCUUGCAGAGCUUUUUCGCAUUGGAGGAAGGGUAUUUUUUAUGUGUCCAGAUACAAAUUACUUGUUUAUGGGAGAUUACGUGGACCGUGGCUAUUAUUCUGUUGAAACUGUUACGCUUUUGGUUGCCCUUAAAGUGCGCUAUCGUCAGCGUAUCACUAUUCUGAGGGGAAAUCACGAAAGUCGCCAGAUUACUCAAGUUUAUGGGUUUUAUGAUGAGUGCCUGCGGAAGUAUGGUAGUGCUAAUGUUUGGAAGAUCUUUACUGAUUUGUUUGACUACUUUCCAUUGACAGCAUUGGUUGAAUCUGAAAUAUUUUGUCUUCAUGGGGGGUUGUCACCAUCUAUUGAAACCCUCGAUAACAUACGUAAUUUUGAUCGUGUACAAGAAGUUCCUCAUGAGGGACCCAUGUGUGAUCUUCUAUGGUCUGAUCCGGAUGAUCGUUGUGGUUGGGGCAUCUCUCCUAGAGGUGCUGGAUAUACCUUCGGCCAGGACAUAUCUGAGCAAUUUAACCAUACCAAUAACUUGAAGCUGAUAGCUAGAGCUCACCAGCUGGUUAUGGAAGGAUAUAACUGGGGUCAUGAUCAAAAGGUGGUUACCAUAUUUAGUGCACCUAACUAUUGUUAUCGUUGUGGGAACAUGGCAUCAAUUCUUGAAGUUGAUGACUGCAAAGGACACACAUUCAUUCAGUUUGAGCCAGCUCCAAGGAGGGGAGAACCAGAUGUAACUAGGAGAACACCUGAUUAUUUCCUAUGAUACUAUUUUGGUUGGGUUGCUGUUUACAGCACAGCAACUAAUGCCCUGCAGUAAUGUGCAAGCUCAUCUACUUGUCCAAAUCAGAGCCAUGAAUCAUAUUGAUACUUAUAUUUUCGAAGUUAGGCUUCGCUGGAUGUGUUAUUUAGUUGAAUUAUAACUGAAUCUUUCCAAGAGGAAGCUGAGGAGCAGGCGAUGCUAUUGUGGGCAUGUGUAUCAUUCCAGCAUGCAAUGUAUCAAUUUUAAUGUUUUGUUUCCAAUUUUUCCUUUUCUAUUUAUUUGCAAACUCUCUUGACGUUUCUUUUCUCAAUUUAGGAUUAUUAUCAAGGGGGCGGGUUUCUGUAGAUGGAUAAUACUUCAACAUAUCUUUUAAUGGGUGUUUUACUAUUUUUUUAGCCGUC
This is a messenger RNA of Cajanus cajan (pigeon pea), 1603 nucleotides long. The record is from RefSeq and is a predicted model, not a curated record. Lineage: Eukaryota; Viridiplantae; Streptophyta; Magnoliopsida; Fabales; Fabaceae.